Aspergillus steynii IBT 23096 is the source of this 1462-nucleotide messenger RNA. Its product is annotated as glycoside hydrolase family 18 protein. Gene Ontology annotation, molecular function: chitin binding. Gene Ontology annotation, biological process: carbohydrate metabolic process. The coding region runs from base 1 to 1338 and encodes 445 amino acids. The record is from RefSeq and is a predicted model, not a curated record. NCBI's taxonomy places the organism in Eukaryota, Fungi, Ascomycota, Eurotiomycetes, Eurotiales, Aspergillaceae. The transcript has 3 exons.
AUGCUCCGACGUUACCGAAGAGCUCUUCGGGACGUAGCUCCCCUACUUGCGCUCGCAUUCUUUGUAUACAGCGUCUAUUAUUUCAUUAUUUGGGCCGGUCGCACUCUGGAGGCCCGGUGUAUGGAAAAUGGCCAUUGCGAGAGAGUCAAUCUGCGCUGCCCAGAAAAAGCGUCACGAGCCAUUUGCUCUUCGGACAAGAAUUUCUUCCUCGCGGUGGGCACCUACGAAGGCAGCGCAACACGCCGACGAUGCCGCGAUUUCUGGCCCGAGAAGAUCCCACUCGACGCAUUCAACCACGUUAACUUCGCCUCCGCGAUCAUCAGCCCGGAUACGUACGAAGUGCUUCCGGCACAUGAUCGGGACAUUGAUCUCUACGCACGACUGAUUCGCCACCUGGGUUACCAGAAUGAUACGAAAGUCCUGAUCACUCUGCGAGAUCAACAGAAGCUCAACUCUACUGGGCUCAUGUCGAGUAUCUUCUCCGAGCUGGCUGCCUCUCCUCAGACGAAGCAGAGGAAAUUCCUUUCAUCUUUGAUAUCGUUCAUGACUACGCAUGGUUUUAACGGCAUCAACCUAGACCUGGACCUCGACUUCGACACCCAGGAUGAAAAGCAACAACCGGACUAUACAAACCUUUCCAGAUUUGUGGCGAACCUGAACAUCGCACUUAGCAAGAUGGCCGGACCCGAUGAGUUAUCGAUUAGUUUCCCGGCCUCGGAGGCAUACUUGCGGCGGUUUGACCUCAAGGCGCUGCAUCGAUACGUAUCGUAUAUCAAUCUCAAGCCGUACGACGGGGGCGCUGCACGAGGGAGCCGUCCAGUUGCAAAUGCCGGGGUGAAUACCGCCGAGAUCACGAGUAUUCUGGAGCAUCUAAACUGCCAAGAUGUGAACCCGAACCGCAUCGUCUGGGGGAUGCCGUUCCGCGGCCACUCGUAUACAAUGGCUGACGGAUGCCGUUCGACAGACUGCGCGAUCCUAUCUCCCGGAUUAGCGGGACAUUGCAGUCAAGAGGCCGGCGUCCUCCUGAACAGCGAGAUCGUUGGCAUUAUGCAAGCGAAUGUUGUGAAGCCGCAGCGUGUCGGGAACGGUGCAGCGAAAUAUCUCAGCUGGGACAAUCAGUUGGUAACGUACUAUGAUAAUGAAACAAUCAAUCUCCAGGUCGAGUUCGCCCGCCGUCAAUACCUCGCAGGGCUGAUGGUUUCGACUGUCAGCGAUGAUGUCCACGAUGCCAGCUUUACUAAGCAGUUUGCAGACGCUUGUCGGCGUCCGGCAUGGAUACAAAGGUCUGCUAUGAUAGCGGAUAUGUUAAAAGAUGACAGGCUACUCAGGAUGAAUUGAUUGAAUUGCUUGGUAUUAAGAUGCUUGCCGUUCUAUGGAGAUUAGGGCAGCCAUACUGCAUAGCCCUAGGGACCGGAGGUCUAACAAAAGACUCGUCGGAUUAAGAUGACCAAUUCAAGCUACU